Messenger RNA from Wyeomyia smithii (pitcher-plant mosquito), 13907 nucleotides. RefSeq lists its product as uncharacterized. The record is from RefSeq and is a predicted model, not a curated record. Lineage: Eukaryota; Metazoa; Arthropoda; Insecta; Diptera; Culicidae. The coding region runs from base 2046 to 2978 and encodes 310 amino acids. The transcript has 2 exons.
GGAAGGUAGGGGUGAGCUGAUGGGAGAAAUUUCAAUUUCUUCCCCGUUUGUUUCCACUUCCAGGAAAAGUUGCACCUGCAUGUCGUCCAUUUUGCGGGAGCGUUACGCUCUACCGCACACAAACGAUAAAUAUUCGAAUAUGGGAUCAAAUAAAAAAAGGACAGUAAUACUAAUACUAAUAACAAUAGUAAUAAUAAUAAUAAUAAUAAUAAUUAUAGUAAUAAUAAUAAUAAUAACAAUAAUAAUAUCAAUAAUAAUAUUAAUAAUAUUAUUAUAACAUAGUAAUAAUAUUGAUAAUAAUAGUAAAAAUUCUAAAGGUAAUACUUCACCGAACGUCUAAGUCACGACCUCACGGCUGAUAGUAGGAUUAAUCGAGCGGCUCCGCAGAACAAACAAUGACGAUCCAGCUUCGUGUUGUGGCACAGUGGCCGUGUCCUACACGCGACCUUGUAGGUGCCACUUGUAGUUGACUUCCACUCGCUCGAUCGUAUGAUGGUCCGUGCUGCUAGCGGGGUAACAGCGGUGCGGGAGAAUUAUUCUAGCUGAUAUAUCAGCUGCGUAUCGAAUCACUGGCGGGGUAGCCUGCCCCUACCAGUGUGCAGAUGUUUCUGCCGAUAUAUAACAGGCUAUUUUUAUCGCGCAGCACAAGAACUAAUCGACAAAAAAAACACCCGUACGAUAACUCGUGUAUUGUUAUUCUGUUCAUUUGCAAUAUAUAAUAAAAAUAAACCUGGAAUUUUAAUGUAGGGUAGGGAAAAUAUUCUAAACAGCUUUAGGAACCACCUGUGUAUUCAGACGAAAUACUCGAAAUAUGUUGGGUUAAACUCAAACAGUAGUAUAUCAAUCUGUUCGCUAUCGUUUUCUCUGUCAGAACUUGUUUUCAGAUUGUAAAACUAAGCAAUCAUCAAUCAAAAUUACCAAUCGGGGGACACUAUUCCAAUCACCCCGAACCUAUUUUAGGCAGUUUCCAUAUGUUUUGCAGGCGUUUUUUUUUUUUCAGCACCCGAAGUGGCUCCUGAAUGACUGCAAUAUAGGUCGAUUUGUUUCAAUUGUUAUUGUUCACCGAAUUCUUUGUGAUUAACGGUAUUUCUUAUAUUCGUAAGACAGCUAGACAAUCAAAGUUUUUGUUUCCAUAAUAGAAAUUGUCGAUAUUGAUCAAAAUGCAGGAGUUCGAGGCCUGUUUUCUUAGACUGAUUAAAAUAGGCGCUGCUGCUUAAGCCGUUCCCUACCCUAUACAAGAUCAAUCGGCAAUCAUAGAGUUUGCAAAUCAUAAUCAUAUGAAACAUAAUUUGCAUAACUCAAUCAUUCAUUUAUUUUCGGAUGGAUCAAGAGAAGAGAAUUCGGAUUAGAAGCAGAGUAGAGCUUUUUUGCUACAUGUCAUGGUAAAGGUCCAGGUGAUGCACUGGAAGGAGUUUGUGAAAAGGAUGCAAGAACAAUUCACAACAACGGCUUUACGCCUGAGAGAAGUCAAAAUAAGAUUCGAAGGUUCAGUGCGUCUUGAACUGUCCUACAGAUCAGACGUGUUUUCGGUUGCUUGUGGACUGGUAUUUGACUGCCUAUAGCUCCAAAGUUUGUGUUUUGUCAGUGUGCCUAUUAAAGACUACCUGAAAGUUAUUUCCCAUUAGUCUUUCUCAAGACUACCUACUGUUGAAUUUAACAUUUGUUUUAACUUUUUUCGUAUCACCUGAAAUGACUGGACGAAAAAAGAAACAACGCAUCGCUGCGGGGAGGAAAAGAGAGGCAUCUCUUUCUGACACUUCGAGUGUCUGUAGUGACAAUCCUUUUGAUAUUUUGCCUGAGCAAGAAGCUGGUGAAAUGGAAGUUAUUAGUAAUGAAACUAUACAAAAUGUAAAAUUUUUAAAAAGGAGAAAGUUCCACCUAUUGUGGUAACUAUCUCUUCUGAAUUCAAUAUUUUCAAAAAGGAACUUUAAACGUUUGUUUCUGAAGUUAAAGUAACCUAUCAAACUGGUCGUAGAGGCGAAUACCGCUUAUUAGCCGAUUCUAUUAAGGGUCGUAAUUGUCUUAUUCAGUAUUUAACCGAAAAGAUGUAUACAUUUUUUACAUAUGACACUAAGAGCGCCAAGCCGUUUAAGGUCGUAUUGAAAGGUCUCACCAACGAUCAAACCAUUGAUGAGAUCAAACUUACUUUAACAGAAUUACUUGGCAUAGCCCCUACCCAAGUAAUUCUAAUGAAACAAAAAUCACGAGGCGAAAACAGUCAGCGAACUGGAGCACAUGCUUUUUAUAACGUGCGUGUAAAGUGGGAAGUUUAUAGGAAGUUUGGCGGAGGUGAAAAGCAUAUCACCCAAUGCCGUAUUUGCCAACGUUAUGGCCAUGGUUCAAAGUUCUGUAACAUGGACCAAAAAUGCCUCAUUUGUGGAGACUCUUCUCAAAAAAAGGACACAUGUCCUGUGAAAGAAAGUAAAAAUUUUUGCUGUGCGAAUCGUAACGGCAACCAUAUGUCAAAUUUUUACCAAUGCCCAGUCCGUUUAGCAAUUGUUAAGGCAAGGCAAGGUAAACAAAUAUCAAUUUCCCAGUCAAAACAAACUUCAAAACAAAAUUCUCCAAGCGUACCAGUAACGCCCACUUCUUCUACUCCUUUGCAUACUCGUUUAACAUAUGCACAGGUUGCAGGUAGAUCGAACAUUCUACCGCCUAAUGUUGGUAGUUCGAAAAUGACCGUUAAUAUGGGAGGUAAGCAAAACACGGUAAUAGAUGAGGAAAAAAAAAGCAAAACACGGUGGAAAAAAAAUGUACACCUAUUACCCCAGCUAAUAUUGCUACCGAAAAUAUUUUUUUCUAAUGUCACCUGCCUGGGGCCUAUUAGGACAGGUAAACUGCCUUUCCUGCAACAGGCAAUAUUCGAACUCAUGAACGCCAUGUUGCAGGCAAAAUCAAUGUUUGAAGCCAUUCAAAUAGGUACAAAUUUUACAAUUAAAAUCGUUUUUAAUUUAAAAUUUAGCAAUGGUUUUAAAUAAACCGAUCAAAAUUUUAAAUUGGAAUGCUCGCUCAUUGAAGGCCAAUGAGAAUGAGCUUUUUAAUUUUUUAACAGUAAAUAAUGUGCAUAUUGCAAUUAUUACUGAAACAUUUUUGAAACCUACCAUCACAUUAAAAUAUGAUCCCAAUUACGUGGUUCAUAGAUAUGAUAGGAUUCAGGGUUCCGGCGGUGGAGUUGCAAUUGUUAUUCAUCGCCGAAUCAAACAUCGUGCUCUUCCCCAUCUUGAGACGAAAGUUAUUGAAACUUUGGGAAUUGAAGUUUAAACUGAAUUUGGGAUUUUAUUUAUUGCCGCAGCAUAUUUACCAUGCACACGCGAGCACAAAAAUUAUUUUAAAGGUGAUUUGCAAAAACUCACCAGAAAUCGUUCGGAUUUUUUUUAUAAUCGGCGAUUUUAACGCUGAACAUCGAUCAUGGAAUAAUUCUCAAAGUAAUUCCAAUGGCAAAAUUUUAUUCAAUGAUUGUUCUUCAGGAUACUAUUCUAUUUUGUCUCCGAAUAGUCCUACAUGCUUUUCUUCGGUAAGAAACCCAUCAACAAUUGAUUUGGUGUUAACAGAUCAAAGUCAUGUAUGUAGUGAUUUGAUCACACAUGCUGACUUUGAUUCUGACCAUCUUCCAAUAACUUUUUCUUUAUCACAUGAAUCAGUUUUAAACCUAUGAGCUCUGUUUUUAAUUAUAACAAGGCUAAUUGGGAAAGAUACAAAACUCAUAUUGAGAGAAAGUUCAAUAAUGAGCUUGAUUUGCAAAACGAAGUGAAUAUUGAUUCCGCUUUGGAAGCAUUAAAAUGUGCAAUUUUUGAUGCCAGGAAUUAUUCUGUUCCAAAGGCUCAAGUGAAAUUUGAUUCACCAAUAAUUGACGAAAAUCUUCAACUUCUAAUUCGUUUGAAAAAUGUCCGCAGACGUCAAUAUCAACGUUCUCGUGACCCUGUUUUUAAAACUAUUUAUAAAGAUGAAAGAGAUUAAACAUAGAUUUACUCUUCUGAGAAAUCAAAAUUUCGAGGCUAAAGUUGAAAAAUUGAAACCAUAUUCAAAACCCUUUUGGAGGCUGUCGGAGAUUCUUAAGAAACCUUCAAAGCCUAUUCCAGUUUUAAAAGAUGGUGAACGUUUUCUUGUAUCCAAUGAACAAAAGGCUCAAAGACUUGCUCAACAGUUUGAGAGUGUUCAUAACUCAAAUUUGAAUGUUGUGAGUCCAAUUGAAAAUGAGUCACACGUCAAUUUGAUUUAAUAUCUUCCCAGAAUUUUUUACCUGCAGAAACAAUUGAAACUAGCUUGAAUAAGAUUAAAUCAAUUAUUAAAAAUUUCAAAAAUAUGAAUGCACCUGGUGACGAUGGAAUCUUUAAUAUACUAAUCAAACAUCUCCCUGAGAGCACAAUGGAAUUUUUAGUGAACAUUUUCAAUUGCUACUUCAAAAUUGCAUUUUAUCCCAAAUUAUGGAAAAAUGCAAAAAUUACUCCCAUUUUAAAACCGGAUAGGAAUCCAGCUGAAGUUUCAAGUUAUCGACCAAUCAGUUUGCUUUCAUUAAAAAGUAAACUGUUUGAGAGAAUUAUUCUUAACAGAAUGAUGUCACACAUCAACUAAAAUUCAAUUUUUGCAGAUGAACAGUUUGGAUUUCGCCAGUGGCUUUCCACUACUCAUCAAUUGCUCAGAUACGAGCUAACAAAUCUGAAGGUUAUUCCACUGGAGCUGCUCUUUUAGACAUAGAAAAAGCCUUCGACAGUGUUUGGCAUAAUGGUUUGAUUGCGAAAUUUUCCAAUUUUCCUAAUCAAAAUUAAAAAAAAAAUAUCUUACUGAUCGAACUCUGCAGGUUGUCUUUCAGAAUUCAAAAUCUGAUAGAUUUUCUGUCAGAGCAGGUGUACCUCAAGGUUCAGUCUUGGGUCCAGUCCUGUACAACAUAUUCACUUCAGAUCUUCCUGAUUUGCCUCCAGGAUGCACAAAGUCAUUGUUCUGCGAUGACAUAAGCAUUUCCGUAAAAGGAAAAAGUCUUCGUGUCAUAUGCAGUCGAUUGCAGAAAAGUUCAGAUAUUUUUUCUUCCUACUCGCAAAAGUGGAAAAUCUCUCCCAAUGCUUCUAAAACUCAAAUGAUAAUUUUUCCGCAUAAGCCUAGGGCUUCUUUCCUCAAGCCAAACAAUAAUCACGUUGUCAAGAUGAAUGGGGUUAUUUUAAGUUGGUCUGACAAGGUUAAGUACUUGGGACUAAUUUACGAUAAAAAACUUAUUUUCAAAGAGCACAUUGAGAGUAUACAAGCCAAGUGCAUCAAAUAUACAUGAUGUUUAUAUCAUCUCAUCAACAGGAAUUCUAAACUUUGUUUUAAGAACAAACAAAUUUUAAGACCAGCAAUGCUUUAUGCUGUACCGAUCUGGUCAAGUUGCUGUUCAACAAGAAAGAAAACGAUCCAAAGGAUUCAGAAUAAAAUUCUGAAAAUGAUUUUGAAGCGUCCUCCUUGGUUUGGUACACUCGAAUUACAUAGACUUACUGGUGGUGAACCAUUAGAAGCUAUGUCAAAUAAAAUUAUUAACAAUUUUCGACAAAAUCAAUCUGGUUGCAAUUCUCUAUUGCUACGAUAAGCUCUCUUUAUAGCCAAUAAGUUAGCAAUUAAGUUAGUUAUAAGUUUACCUUUCCCUUUCUAACAAGUAGGUUCAAAUCCCUACUAACGAUAAGUCCUAAUUGCGAAAGCAAACAAAUCCUAACAAUUAAAAUUACAAAUUUUUAACCACCAUUUGUGAUUGGACAUACAUACUCAUUACUUACUAAUAUUUAUCAUAAAUACUUAAGCUACUAACAAAUCCCACCCUUAAAAAAAAAGAUUCGAAGGUUCGUUAUGAUUAUUUUUUGAGAAAAAUUAUAUUUUUUUUAUUAAGUACUGCGACCUUUUUUUUAUUUAGUACCUUGUGAUAUUGAAGAAAAUUUUCAAUUUCGGGAUUGCGAAAAUACCCAUGGUGGUAUUAGAUCAUUUUGGCUGGUUUCUGUAUUCCAGAAACCAGAUAAUUGGAACCUUGAAUUUAGACCUUUUAGGCAUUCAACCAUUCCUGCAAUAUCAACCAUUUUUGUGAAUUUUCGUGUCUCUAGCCACUACCUCAUUUUCAGAGACUUAAGGGGUUAUAUACCUUUUUGGUCGACAAAAGGGAGGGAAGUUUGAAUUUUUUUUAAGUGCAUAGCACCACUUUCAUUGCAUCAAAGUGGUAUUUUUCUGAAAGUACAGUUUAUCAACAACAAGAAAAUACGUUUGGUUUUGAGAUAUACCAAUUAAUACUGGAGUAAUGGCCGUUUCCCCGAAACGCUAUUUUUUUGCAGAGGCUUGCGGUGAUCCUCAGCGGAUCAACCGAAAUCAAAAAACUCAUAUUGUUUCAUUAGUUUAGAAGUGUGCCGGGUCCUUGAACGAUCGCUUUUAUGAGUAUUUUGUUUUCAGUGCAAACGGGAACGUUUUUCUCAAAAAAUGCACGUUUUGAGCGCAAAAAAUUUCAUUAAACAAAUUUUUGCGGCAAAAUGUAACUGUAUGUUUCAAAAAGCGAUCGUUCAAGGACCGGAGAAUUUUAAAACGAAAAUUAAAAAAAAAAGAUGAAGGAAAUCGGUUCAGUAGUUUUCCCCGCAAUCAGGAUCACGGCAAAGUCAUUUUCCGGAAAACACUAUUCCGAGAUAAUCGCGUGUAAAGUUUCAAGUUUAGCUUAUGCGGCCGUGGCGCGGUGCGUUGCAAAUCGCUCUAACUUUCUUCCUAUUGCUCAUAUCUUAUCAUAAUGUUCUCAAGAUGUUGUAUUUGAAGAUAAUGUAAUAAAAAUAUUUCCGGUUUUUUGAAAACUCAAAAGGUAUAUAACCCCUUAAUUAACUAAAGUUCAUAAGAAUGGUUGAGUAGCUAUAAUCUUUCUUUUCCCGGUUUGAGCUUUUGGAAUGCAUUGUUUUUUUCAUUUUGUCGACCAGUGUAAUCCACGAGGCUGUCCAAUUAUCUGGAUAUCGGUAAUCGCGAGUUUGAAACCGCCUGGGUGAGGAAACCAUUUUUCAAGCCCAAAGCAAGCAUAAGACAAAUAAAAACGGUACCAAAAAUAGCAAACAUUUGCUCCGCCUAAUACCUGCUUAAGUCACACCUUACCAAGAUUCUGCACCUUUGUCUGCCGAUGAUAUGAUCUGCACAGUAGUCUAACCAUGAAUGAUCAUUGAUUCAAAACGCUAAAACACUGUACUAGGGUAACGGGGGUAUUUUGGCCAGCUUUAGGAUGUGGUUGUGCAAUUUAUUGAAGAAACCUUUCUUUUUUCACAACAAAUAACGGUUUAAUCAUACCACUGUAUAAUACUAAAUGUCUGUUUUGGAAUAAAUCGUUCAACAAUGCAAUUUAUUGCAAAAAUAACCUAAAAUUAUCAAAAUUUCUACGGAGUGUUAAAAACAUAUUUUGGACCACCAAGUCACUAUUUUGGCCAGCCAACAAAACUGAUUUUGGCCCACCUCUUUGUUUUGAACCGUGCGAGGGAAAGUAUUUUAUAUUAUGUUAAUUUUUAAUCUAGAUAAUGAUCGAGCUUUUUAGAGUAGAAAUAGUGGAAAUGUGGAAUACAUCCGUAAUCUACGUGGACAAUCAAGACGAGGGGGAGUAGUUUGGAUUUUAGCACGAUUGCUUAAAGAAUUUGCAAAAAGAGAAUCUAAAAUUGCCAGAAAUCUGUGCCUAUAAAACUAUUAACCGAAAUUUUUUUGAAUCUUUGCUUCUGGAGAAACAACCAUAAUUUAAAUUUAACAAAUUAUAACAGUCUUUGAAUUCAGUUUAGUUCAGUUUCUUAUUUCCUCGUUGCUGUUUUUGCUUAUCUGUUCUUUUGUUCCUCAAUUUCUGUGCGAUUCUACAUUCGCGUUUCCUCUUUCGUUCAUCACCCUUUCUUUGCUUCUCUCCAGCUGCCUUUUUCUCCUCUUGAAGUGCCUUAUGAUAUUGAAGUCGUCGACCUGAGGUCAGAACAACAGGUCUUCUACGUUUGUAUUUCAUGUUGCCUUUUCGAUGUGGUGUUUCCGAAGACUCCAAAAACUCGGAGAGCAGGCUACUGUGAUGCUGAGAAUCAUCGUGCGAAUAACGAACAUAAUCAAUCGGUACAGAGUUGGUGUCCUUGGCGUAGAAUUCGGCUAACUUUUCAUCGUUUGGUUGAUUUGAACCUACCGCAGCUGUAUCGAUUUAAUUUUGAAGGAAUAAGGAACUCAGAGGCUCGAGCAGCUCAAAAACCCGAGAAAGUAUCAAGUCGUACUGCGAAUCAAAAUCGACAUCAUUGGUUCUAUACCUCUCUCGACGAUUGGGCCCCAUCAAAUGCAGAACUUCUUCAGCUUUCAAACGGAAUACCUGAAUUGUUUCUACCAAAUUAGAAACAGCUGAUGGUUUCACAUCGGAAUGGUCAUUUGAUGUAUAUAGCUGACCGUUUCCAUCCGUGGUUUCAUCUACCGAAUUUACAGCUGCAUUUCCAACAUCAGGCGGAGACUGGUUACAGCUUUCACCAGCUGAACUUGCAACUCUCAUGGGUUCCUGUGUUUUUUUACGACCAAGACAUUUAGAAUAAAUGACUCUGUUCUCGUCAAAUGGAAACAAACCGCAGCAUUUGGAUCCGUUUUCUAUUACCUUUUUGUCGCUGUCCUUCAGUGCCUCCUGAAGGAGCAGGAAAAAAAUUUUCGGUCUUCAAAUAUUUGUUGGGGUUUGGCAUUUUCAAUGAGUCAACAACACGUAUCCAUGCAGCCUUCAACGGUUCAAAAACCGCUACGUCGAUUGACUGGAGAAUUCUUGUACCGUUCGCGUACAGACAGACGAGAUGGAUUCCGAGUCUUCGGCAUUCAUCAGCUGUUUCCCAAGCGGUGUAAGGAGAGUGACCGUCUACGUAAUAGACAGCCGAUUGUGCAUCAUCUUUAACCAGUUGUGGAUGAAGGAUAUUUUUAACGUAUUUCAGAAAACAUGCCGCGGUCAUCCAUCCCGAGUCUGUUUUUCCUAUACCCCAAUCUGCGGGUACGCACCAAAUAACAUCCAAAGGAAAUUUCUUGUACCGUAAAACAACCAUUGGGGGUUACAACAUUCCAGCAGCAGAGCAGGCGAUCACCUUAUCUGCAGAUGGGUCAAGAUAGAAACUGGAUUCAUCGCCAUUCAGCACACACUUUGCCUUUCGUAGAAGAUGAUCAAUACUAUCCUCCACGGCCAUUCCAUAAACUUCCCGGAACCAAUUCCUCAAAUCCUGCUCAACAACAUUGGCACUUGCGCUGGUGACACUUUCCGCCUUCCGAGUUGCAAGAUCUUUGUGCCGCUUCAUAAAACUUAUAAACCACGAAUCACCUGGAUAGAAAUGAAAUAAGUAAGAAUCAUAAAAAAUGGAAAAAUCGUUGAAUUCGGUCAACUUACUUGGCCUACCGGUUUUGAAGUUGCCCUUUUCGGGAUUCUGUUCGAUAUAGCUUAAAACUCUGCUCAUCACACGGUACUUUGUAACCGGAAGUCCCUUCCGGGCCAUUUUUUUAAUCCUGCAUCUCUGCAUCCGCUUCUAAAGCAGUAGGUGGUCCUGUUUUGAUGCACAUUUCGAUCGAGGGACUCGGUUCCGUUAGCAGCGCUACGGACAGAGGCUCCUUGGCCAAUUUCGUGUAAACACCUGUUCACGUCAGCUUCAGAAUACCUCUUCUGCCGUGGAGGUUUUACAACUUUAGGCAUCUGAAAUCAAAAGGAUCAGGCUUAAAGCAGUUUUGUAGACAUUUGCAGCAAGUUUCAUAGCGUUCAUGAGCAAUAAAAUUAAAGGUAAUUACUAGGUAAUUAUUACCUGUAAAUUACCAGCUGCUGCUUUGUCCAACACGAACCGACCGUAUGGUAAAUAAAAACCUGUCAAUGCUUGGUUAGGUGGCAUCAAUGAAAUAUAUACAGGUACGGAAAAAACGGUUUAGUUGUGCUAGUGUAGUGCGAAAUUUUGUCGGAUUGAUUUCGGAGGUUUUUUUAUGCCUUUAUGAAAGGUUCAAGUAACCCGCAUGUAAAAAAAAAUUGUUAUCACUCGCUUGUUCAUGGACAUCUACUGCACAACCCAAAACCAUGUGUUGUUUGCAUAUAUUCCGCUGCUUAACAGCUCUAUAUAUUUUCUUCUGCCGUGCCUGUACAUAUUGUAUAUAAUCAUUGAGUUGGCAUGACCAAAAUAUGUUCGCUCUCAAUGAGCUCGAUCAUAUUCUGGCCAUGCUUUAAAUUACCACUUAAAUAAUUUUUUUCGCUUGUAAGAGUAUACAAACUAUUUCUGUUAUUAGCAUAUUGAUGAUAUUACAAUAUUCAAUUGUUUGAAAAGUAUACAUAAUGGUUACAUUAGCUCUUCGAAGUAAGCUUGAAUUUUACCUCUUUCUCUUGACUUUGGAUCGAAUCAGGUAUGAAUGUUCAUAUGUGUGAUUUAAUUUAAAAACUAAUGCUAUCUGGAGACAAUGUUUUCUGAAAACAAUGAUAAAAAACCUAAAUUAAUCCACCUAGCGGUCAGACUCAGCCUUUCUCGUUCAAACUUGUUAUUUGUAAAAAUAGAUUUAAAUGAAUGCUUAAAUUCAAUAUUGGGUUUCAUUGUUUGGGUUCAAAAAUAUUGAUGUUGUAAUUGGAGUAUAAAAUAUGAAAUUUGACGUAAUGUUAGUGCUUAAGAAAUAGCGAAAUAGAAGGAAUGACUCUUAAUUUCGAACAAUUUAAUCAUGAGCGAUACCGGAAACGUUCAGAUAGUAUUUGGUUUUUCUUUGAAAAAAACGCAUGAAAAUUACAAAGCUGUAUGAAAUCUUUAUUUGAGCCGAUAAUUUGGUUUAUGCCAUUUACUUUCUAAAGAUAAUUUCAUUCAAAUGUUGGCCACGGCUACGUUUUAAAUGGUUCAUACGAAAAGUCCAAUCUUGGGUCACUUUUUCGAGCAUUUCGGCUGGUAUCUCGCGAAUAACGCGUGUAAUGUUGUCAUUCAAGGCUGGAAUUGUUGUUAGCUUAUCCGCAUAGACAAAAGUCUUAACGUAGCCCCACAAAAAAUAAUCUAGCGGUGUUAAGCCGCAUGCUCUAGGCGGCCAAUUCACCGGUCCAUUUCGUGAGAUGAAUUGCUCACCGAACUCAUUCCGCAAUAUGACCAUUGAUUCGCGCGAUGUGUGGCACGUUGCACCGUCUUCCUGAAAUCAUAUGUGCACAAGACCCAGCUCUUCCAUUUCCGGCAAAAAAAAAUCAGAAAUCAUCGCGCGAUAGCGAGCGCCAUUGACCGUAACGUUGCGAUUUUGAUCAUCUUUGAAGAAGUACGGACCAAUGAUGCCUCCAGCGUGUAAACCGCACCAAACCGUGCAUUUUUCUGGGUGCAUUGGCGAUUCUUGUAUUGCCUCUGGUUGCUCUUCGAUCCGAAUGCGGCAAUUUUGCUUAUUAACAUACUCAUUUAACCAGAAAUGAGCUUCGUCACUGAACACAAUUUUUCGGUAAAAAUGCUCGAAAAACAUUUUUCACAGAGGACGCAUUUUGGUAAUAAAAUUUGAUUAUUUGUAAGCGUUGUUCAGGCGUAAGUCUGUUCAUAGUGAAAUGGCAAACCAAACUGAGUACAUUAGACUUUGAUAGCUGUCAGAAUUCCCGUGUGAACUGUCAAAUCUGAAUACACGAAAAACCGAAUAGCAAAAAUAUCACCCUUUAUAUUGAUCAAAGCAGGUAUGGCAGCUCGGCAAGGUAAUGGUUUGGCAGGCCAUUUGUGAAUGUGGGAAAAUAUCUCGUCCAUUCAUCACAAAUGACACAAUGAAUGGCAAGCAGCUUGGCGCUCUAAGGUUGCAAAGGUGGAAAACUAUACUUCGGCCAUCUGCAACGCAACUACAGACAUGCGAAAAUCGGACAGUCAAGCAGCACUACUAGCACUUAAGUCCGUCAAAUGCGAUUCCAAACUUGUUUGGAACCCCCGAGCUGUUUCUGGAUACGUCCAUUUCCGCUAUCAAAAGCGAACUACAACUUGGGAAAGGCUAGAAAUAGUAUCCCAAUGGACACAGGCACAGGGUUGUAGACAAGCUAAACAGUUUAUCUAUCCGAACCUUGGAACCGCCAGAAAGCUACUUAGUCUAAAUCGUAGUGACCUACGGCUAAUCACGGGACUCCUUACCGGACACUGUCCCGCUUUUCACAUUUAAAGAAAAUCGGUGUAGUGUUGAACGACACCUGCCGAUUCUGCAAAUCUGAACCAGAGAGUUCAGAGCAUUUGCUUUGCUUUUGCUUCCUCUAGGUACAACUUCUUAGGAAGUUACCUUUUAACUCCAUACCAAGUGUGGAGUUCUAAUCCCAAACAGGUAAUUAGUUUCAUCAACUAUGUUGUACCUAAUUGGGGUACAGGUUUACAACAAAACAGCUCUACUCCAUCAAUGAGUACGAGCAAUCCGUAACCUGUGCUCAGCAAUCGGGGUCCGCCACAAAAGACAAUCAACAAGAAUGUCGCAGUGGCAUUUCAGUACCCAGUGCCCUUCAGGCAUACAUUAGUAAAAAAAGCAGGUAUAGAUUUGAAUAGUCUUUGAAUUUAUUUUUUUUUCCAAAACUUUUGAACCACAUAUCAAAUUGAUAUGAAGUUCGUUAUUUGUAAGUUUGAGAAAUGACUCGUUUGUAUGACACUAGUUAUGUUCAAAUAAGUCGUGUAACAAUUGAGAUAAUAGACUUUCGUUGUUUUACAAAUUAAAACAUAACGGUUGCUUAAGUUUGAUCACAAUCAAAUAAAAAGGUAUAGGGCAGCCAAACUUUGAAACCAACUGUUCAAUCAUAAUUCAUCAGUUAACCCUUAACUAGCCCGUUCAUCUGAUAUCAAUAUUGUUCAAAUCGGUUGUGUAGUUUCUAAAAUGAUGAAGUUUCGUGAUUUUCACAUUUCGAUACAUUACAAACGAAGUUACAGUCCGAUUACAGCAAAAUUCAAUAAGGUGUUAUGAGGCAGCUAGACCUUUCAUUUGACACUAAUUUUGUAGAAAUCGGGUCAUCCAUUUCUGAGAAAAGUGAGUGAGUUUAUGUAGUUUUCGGAAUAUGUUUCUUUUCAUAGCUGGAUUUCACAUUUUUAAAUAUAACAGGCAAAGUAAUAAUCCGUAAUAAUUUGCAAAAAAAUGAAUAGGGUCUUAUGGGGCAACAAGGCCUUCCAUAUGACACUGAUUUUAUAAAAAUCGGUCCAGCCAUCUCUGAGAAACAUGAGUGAGAUUAAAUAAUCUACAGAAAACGUUUCUUUCCAUAACUUCUGAACCACAAGUUCAAUCUUCAUAAAAUUAAAAAGUUAAGGGUUUUUUAGGUAGGCCAUUCAUUUGAAAUUAAUUUUGUUCAAAUCGGUUGUGUAGUUUCUAAGAUAUUGAUGUUUCGUAAUUUUUACAUUUUGAUACAUAACCUCUAAGUUAAAAAUCCGAUUACAAUAAAAUUCAAUAGAGUCUUAUGGGGCCACUAGACCUUUCAUUUGCAAUUAAUUUCAUUGAAAUCGGUCCAGCCAUCUCUGAGAAAAUCGAGUGAGAUUGGGAGAGCGUUACACACACACUCACAUGCACACACAUACACACACACACACCCAUAUACAGAAAAUGCACAGCUCGUCGAACUGAGUCGAAUGAUGUACGACAUUCGGCCAUUUUGAGCACUUUUAUACCUUUAGUUUUUGCAGUGAUUGUUAUACCUUUCUAGGAGAAAGGCAAAAACGCUUCGAAGGUAUCUUAUUUCAAUGUUGCAUACAAAGAUCCCCAAUUUUCAUUAAAUUUAUCAUAAAAAAUGCGUAAAAUGUUUCCAGGUGGGCCAAUAUAUGUAGGUGGGCCAAAAUACCCCCGUUACCAUAGUGUCAAGAACCCAAGAGUGUUUUUGUGGCCCCAUUUCCUACAAGCUACGGCUAAGGAAACAGCAGUAUGUUGUGUAGUAUUUUCUACAGUUGAAAUUUUCACACAGUUGAAAUUUUUACACAAGAAGAUUUGUGUUUAAUUAAAUGUCAGUUCAUCUGUUAUCUUUGCGAUUUUCUUAUUAAAAUUCUUUG